AUGAUGAAGCUGCUCGCGAAGGAAGAGAAGCUUGAGUUCCAGACCCAGAUGGCUGAGCUGCAAGAUGACUUAAUGAAGGGCCCGUCGGAACUCAAGCAGGUCCGCACCGUCGUGAAGGUCGAGUUUUCAGCGGGGCAGCCCACCGACCACCUCAACCCAGACCUGUUUGGGAAAGUGAUGGAAGAGCUCCCGCUGAAGUUUCUGAAUGGGUCGAGGAGCCGGGCCCCCAUCAAGUUCGCCAGUCGGGCCAUGGUCGUCGACAUGACCAAAGAGAGGAUCUUCUCACUGGACAAGGACGUCCUGACCGCGUCGAUCAAUAUCAGGCUGCUGGAGGUGGGAGGUUGGCCCACUCAAGUGAUGCCGAGUCCCUCGUUCGAUUUCGCUUGGGCAAGCCAGGGCCACUUCGCCCUGUUGCCCGCCGUGGGCUCUGCGACCAAGCCUGAAGACCAUGUAUACACAACUAUCAGUUCCAAAGGCGUCGAAGUGCCGCUGUUCUCCGGUCUCACUGUCAAAGGCACGUGCGUUGUUGAAAAUAAUUACAAUCACACGACGGCUUAUAUUUGCGACCCGUGCAAACCGUGGAAUAAGGAGCCGCGCUGGGUGCCCUUCGAGAAGGCUUCCAAAGCCGACGUGAUUCCACCAUUGGAAUGGAAGAAGGAGUCUGGGAGCAGCAGUUCACUCGAGACGUCCUGCGAGUCUCCGCCAGCUCCUGCAUCCAGCGAGAGCCCCUCAUCACUGCAGACCCUCGAUUCAAAGCCAUCGCUGACCUCGGGCGACCGCGGUCUCAUGCAGGCGUUGGAGGGCGCCGUGGAGAGCGAGACUUCUGAGCCGCGCGAGCCGUCGGAAGCGAGCGCGAUUCCAUCUGCUGCUCUCGUUUCCACGGAGACCCCCCUUCAGCCCAGCGUUCCAGUCCGCCCAGCGACCAAGGGCGCCAUCGUAGCGUUGCCCCCCGGCGUGCGCCCUGCAACGGCGCGCCCCGAGAGGGAGAUGGCAGCCCUUCAGAAGCUUUCUUCUUCGGAGUAG
This is a messenger RNA of Prorocentrum cordatum, 1023 nucleotides long. NCBI's taxonomy places the organism in Eukaryota, Dinophyceae, Prorocentrales, Prorocentraceae. The record is from the annotation of a GenBank genome assembly.